AUGGCGUUCCUGGCCGGGCCACGGCUGCUGGACUGGGCCAGCUCGCCACCGCACCUGCAGUUCAACAAGUUCGUGCUGACGGGCUACCGGCCGGCCAGCAGCGGCUCGGGCUGUCUGCGCAGUCUCUUCUACCUGCACAACGAGCUGGGCAACAUCUACACGCACGGGCUAGCCUUGCUAGGCUUCCUGGUGCUGCUGCCGAUGACCAUGCCAUGGGGUCAGCUGGGCAAGGAUGGAUGGCUGGGGGGUACGCACUGUGUGGCCUGCCUGGCGCCCCCCGCAGGCUCCGUGCUCUAUCACCUCUUCAUGUGCCACCAAGGGGGCAGCACUGUGUAUACCCGACUCCUUGCCCUGGAUAUGUGUGGGGUCUGCCUGGUCAACACUCUCGGGGCUCUGCCCAUCAUCCACUGCACCCUGGCCUGUAGGCCCUGGCUGCGUCCAGCUGCCCUGGUGGGCUACACCAUGCUGUCAGGUGUGGCUGGCUGGCGGGCCCUCACAGCUCCCUCCACCAGUGCCCGGUUCCGUGCCUUCGGUUGGCAGGCUGCCGCCCGCCUCCUGGUGUUUGGGGCCCGGGGAGUGGGGCUGGGCUCUGGGGCUCCAGGCUCCCUGCCCUGCUACCUGCGCAUGGAUGCGCUGGCACUGCUUGGGGGACUGGUGAACGUGGCCCGCCUGCCAGAGCGCUGGGGACCUGGCCGCUUCGACUACUGGGGCAACUCCCACCAGAUCAUGCACCUGCUCAGCGUGGGCUCCAUCCUCCAGCUGCAUGCUGGUGUUGUGCCAGACCUGCUCUGGGCCGCCCACCAUGCCUGCCCCCCACACUGAGCCACCUCUGGCCCACCAUGCUGGCCUCUCGACAGUCUUCUAGGACCAACAAUACCGUGCUUCACUCCUCCUGCUGGUCUUCGAGGGGCCGAAUGCCUGGAUGCUUCCAGCAAACAGGACUCCCCAGCUGGGAGACCUCAUCUGUUCGUCCAUUCUUCCCUGUGGACUCAUCUCUUCUACUCACACCUCGGAGCUCUGGCUUCCCCUCCCUGCAACCUUCUUUCAGGGUACUCUCCGUGUAGGCUAGAAGGAAACCUUUCCUUCCUAGGCCUCACAGUUUAUCCUCUGUGACCUAUGAGGGUAUGGCCAGAGCAACUCUGGGGUCAUGUCUGGCUCUGACAGUUGGAAUCCUACGAGCCCAGAGCCAUGAGCCCACCCUGCCCCACACAUAAGGUACACCUCAUGGGUGCCUUGCCCAGCCUUCAGCCCGUAUGUCCUGCCCUCUGUCUUUCUGCUCUGCAUGCCAGCCCUCCCUGCAGCCUGAGGCUCACCCACCCCUUCUCCCUUCUGUCCGGACACUGUGGAGUGAGGGGUUUGGGCAACAGGACUAGUCUCUUAUCCCAGGACCAUGGGGUAGGAGGGCAGCCGCAGCUACUUUCUCCAGGCAGCUAGCACAGAGACAAAGAGCUGAGUGGCCCUGCACUCAGGGCCC
Messenger RNA from Odobenus rosmarus divergens (Pacific walrus), 1474 nucleotides. RefSeq names its product progestin and adipoQ receptor family member IV (gene PAQR4). Gene Ontology annotation, molecular function: signaling receptor activity. Lineage: Eukaryota; Metazoa; Chordata; Mammalia; Carnivora; Odobenidae. The transcript has 3 exons. The record is from RefSeq and is a predicted model, not a curated record. Gene Ontology annotation, cellular component: membrane. The coding region runs from base 1 to 822 and encodes 273 amino acids.